Molecule: messenger RNA, 690 nt
Organism: Entrophospora sp. SA101
Lineage: Eukaryota; Fungi; Glomeromycota; Glomeromycetes; Entrophosporales; Entrophosporaceae
Source: the annotation of a GenBank genome assembly
AUGCCAAAUAGAAAAGAGAAGAACAAAUAUUCAAAGGUCGCAGAACCCAAGUCUUUUUUUCGAGAAACAUUAAAGGAAAUGGAGAAUAUCGAUUCUACUGGUAUUCUCAAGUGCGUUGACCAACAUGUGGUUGAUACUUAUAAUGCUAUAAGUGCUGCUGCUAAAUUAGGAUCAUGCCUGAUGCAAUGUGCAGCAACAUUUGAUUAUAUUGGAAUAUCGUUUCUUAUAAUAGCCUCCAUCAUAAUAACAGAGUAUUAUGGUCUAUACUGUUCACCGUUUGAACGUAAUUUUUACAUGACAUUCACAGCGCUGGUCGGAUUAGUUCCAAUAAUUUGUGCGAUAUUUCCAUGGUUUGAUUCAAAAAGAUUUAGAUUGUUUCGUGUGAUAUUGUUUAUAACACUCGGAUGCUCUGGUGUGUUUCCAUUAGCACAUUUGGUAUAUAUUCAUGGAUUUAACCAUAUGUGGGAUUUCAUUAAUCCUAUUAUAUCAAGUUUAUUUGCCUAUUUGACGGGUGUAUGGAUCUAUGCCAAUCGAUUCCCUGAAAAGAAAUGGCCAGGGAAAUUAGACAGAUUUGGAAUUCACAGUCAUUCUGUGUGGCAUGUUUUCGUUUGCAUAGGAAUAUACGAACAUUAUAAAGCUUGUCUAUGGUUUUUCGAAAAAAGAUUAUCUGCGAGCAAUUGUUCCAUAUGA